This is a messenger RNA of Phacochoerus africanus (Common warthog), 2252 nucleotides long. RefSeq names its product branched chain keto acid dehydrogenase E1 subunit alpha (gene BCKDHA). Gene Ontology annotation, cellular component: intracellular membrane-bounded organelle; membrane. Lineage: Eukaryota; Metazoa; Chordata; Mammalia; Artiodactyla; Suidae. The record is from RefSeq and is a predicted model, not a curated record. The coding region runs from base 219 to 1907 and encodes 562 amino acids. The transcript is spliced from 12 exons. Gene Ontology annotation, biological process: branched-chain amino acid catabolic process. Gene Ontology annotation, molecular function: oxidoreductase activity, acting on the aldehyde or oxo group of donors, disulfide as acceptor.
CAUCCCCGCCCCCGCGCGCUGCGGGCCCGGGGCGCUGGGAGGGGAGCCCAGCCGAACGCGCAGACCCCCAAGCCUCCAGGCCCGGGCCUCGGGGAGCGCUAGGCUCAAGAGUUUCCCCACCCCGGGCCGCAGGGUCGGGGCGGGUGUCAGUUCAGGGGGCCCAGGAGGUCCCGGCCUGUGGCCGCGGGCGGAAGCCCCUCUGGGAGCUUUCCCCAGCCAUGGACAGCCCCAGUCUUCGAGAGCUCCAACAGCCUCUGCUGGUGCAUGUAGAGGGAGAGCCCCCUGUGCAGAAGCCUGGGGAGCCUGAGCCGGAGCCUCCCUUUGGAGAGACGGUCUUGGCUGAAUCGCUGAAGGGUUGGCAGUUCCUCUCACCAUCUCUUCCCUCCGUGAGCGCCGGCCUGGGGGAGCCAGGGCCCCCUGACCUUGAGGAUGUGUCAUCCAGUGACAGUGACUCGGACUGGGAUGGGGGCGGCCUGCUCUCCCCUCUCCUACCCCACGACCACCUCGGCCUGGCUGUCUUCUCGAUGCUGUGCUGUUUCUGGCCCGUGGGCAUUGCCGCCUUCUGCCUGGCCCAGAAGGUCACUGGGGAUGAAAAUGAUACCCGCCCAAAUGCAGAGCUGUGGGCGUGUGAAGUGUGUGGCAGAGGGGCCCCCAGACAGGUCAUUUUCUCUCACCCCCAGAGACAGCAGCAGCAGCAGCACUUCUCCUCCCUGGAUGACAAGCCCCAGUUCCCAGGGGCUUCAGCGGAGUUUAUAGACAAGCUAGAAUUCAUCCAGCCGAAUGUCAUCUCUGGGAUUCCCAUCUAUCGUGUCAUGGACCGGCAGGGCCAGAUCAUCAACUCCAGCGAGGAUCCCCACUUGCCCCAGGAGAAGGUGCUCAAGUUCUACAAGAGCAUGACACUGCUCAACACCAUGGACCGCAUCCUCUACGAGUCCCAGAGGCAGGGCCGGAUAUCCUUCUACAUGACCAACUAUGGCGAGGAAGGCACGCACGUGGGCAGUGCAGCAGCCCUGGACAACACCGACCUGGUGUUUGGCCAGUACCGGGAGGCAGGUGUGCUCAUGUACCGGGACUACCCCCUGGAGCUGUUCAUGGCCCAGUGCUACAGCAACGUGAGCGACCUGGGCAAGGGCCGCCAGAUGCCCGUCCACUACGGCUGCAGGGAGCGCCACUUCGUCACUAUCUCCUCUCCACUGGCCACGCAGAUCCCUCAGGCGGUGGGGGCGGCCUACGCAGCCAAGCGGGCCAAUGCCAACAGGGUUGUCAUCUGUUACUUCGGAGAGGGGGCGGCCAGUGAGGGGGACGCCCAUGCCGGCUUCAACUUCGCCGCCACCCUGGAGUGCCCCAUCAUCUUCUUUUGCCGGAACAACGGCUAUGCCAUCUCCACGCCCACUUCCGAGCAGUACCGCGGGGAUGGCAUCGCUGCUCGAGGCCCCGGGUACGGCAUCCUGUCCAUCCGCGUGGACGGCAACGAUGUGUUCGCCGUGUACAAUGCCACCAAGGAGGCCCGUCGGCGGGCUGUGGCGGAGAACCAGCCCUUCCUCAUUGAGGCCAUGACCUACAGGAUCGGGCACCACAGCACCAGUGACGACAGCUCAGCGUACCGCUCGGUGGACGAGGUCAGUUACUGGGACAAGCAGGACCACCCCAUCUCCCGGCUGAGGCACUACCUGCAGAGUCGGGGCUGGUGGGACGACGAGCAGGAAAAGGCCUGGAGGAAGCAGUCCCGUAAGAAGGUGAUGGAGGCCUUUCAGCAGGCUGAGCGGAAGCUGAAGCCCAAUCCCAACCUGCUCUUCUCGGACGUGUAUCAGGAGAUGCCUGCGCAGCUCCGCAAGCAGCAGGAGUCUCUGGCCCGUCACCUGCAGACGUAUGGUGAACACUACCCCCUGGACCACUUCGAGAAGUGAGGCCACUGGCCCCACCCCUGCCCACCUCAGUGGCCCCGAGAGAGAGCCCCACCUCAAAGGGUGGAGCAGCUGGCAGGAUGCUGCCCUCUGCCCCAGGCAGCUCCCUCCAAAGUACUCAGGGGCCAGGGCAGUUCUGGGGGCUCCUGCUCACUAUCCCCGCUCCUUCAGACUGUUACAGUGGUGGGGCUUCUGUCGGCCCCUCUUUGCCUUUUGUUGCAAGGCCUUGGCGAGGGCUCCUGGACUGGAAGCCCUCUGGGCUGCGGGUGGACAUGGCAGUUCAGCCUGUGGAACUUGGGGUGAGAGGUGGUCAGUGCAUGAAUAAACUCUGCAUUUGGCCCCUUGCCA